This is a messenger RNA of Malurus melanocephalus (red-backed fairy wren), 5919 nucleotides long. RefSeq names its product fucosyltransferase 4 (gene FUT4). The annotation marks the transcript as partial. Gene Ontology annotation, cellular component: membrane. The record is from RefSeq and is a predicted model, not a curated record. The transcript has a single exon. NCBI's taxonomy places the organism in Eukaryota, Metazoa, Chordata, Aves, Passeriformes, Maluridae. Gene Ontology annotation, molecular function: alpha-(1->3)-fucosyltransferase activity.
GGGCGGCGGUGGGCUCUGGCGGCCGGGCUGCUGGGCGCCGCCGCCGCGCUCGCCCUCUACUCGGCGCUGCCCGAGCCGGCCUGGGCGGAGGGCGAGCCGAUGACCGUGCUACUGUGGUGGGAGCCCUUCGGCCGCCCGCGGCGCUUGGCCGACUGCCGGCGGCGCUACAACAUCAGCGGCUGCCGCCUCAGCGCCGACCGCAGCCGGUUCGGCGAGGCUCAGGCGGUGCUGUUCCACCACCGCGACCUGGUGCGGCACGGCGCCGGGGAGCUGCCCCGCGGGUCCCCGCCGCGGCCCCCGCGGCAGCGCUGGGUCUGGAUGAACUUCGAGUCUCCGUCGCACUCGCCCGGCUUGCGGGGGCUGGCCGGGCUCUUCAACUGGACCAUGUCCUACCGCCGCGACUCCGACGUGUUCGUGCCCUACGGGUACCUCUACGUCCCGCCGGCGCCCCGGCCCUUCGUGCUGCCCCGCAAGACGCGGCUGGUGGCCUGGGUCAUCAGCAACUGGAACGAGGAGCACGCCCGGGUGCGCUACUACCGCCAGCUGAAGGAGCACCUGCCCAUCGACGUGUACGGGGCGCGGGGGCUGGCGCUGGCCGAGGGCGGCCUGGUGGAGACCGUCUCAGCCUACAAGUUCUACCUGGCCUUCGAGAACUCCCAGCACACCGACUACAUCACCGAGAAGCUCUGGAGAAACGCCUUCUCCGCCAGCGCCGUGCCCGUCGUCCUCGGACCCCGCAGGGCCAACUACGAGCGCUUCAUUCCCCCCGACUCCUUCAUCCACGUUGACGACUUCCCGAGUCCCCGCCUGCUGGCCACCUACCUGAAAUUCCUCGAUAAAAACAAGCCCAACUACAGGCGGUACUUUGCCUGGAGGAAGAAAUACGAAGUCCACGUCACCUCGUUCUGGGAUGAGCAUUUCUGUAAGGUCUGUGAGGCUGUUAGGGUAGCUGGGAAUCAAAUCAAGACUGUUCAAAAUCUGGCCAGCUGGUUUGAAAGUUGAUGUUCCCGGAGGGUGAGGUUUGCCUGGAYAGCCUGGGCCAGCGUCAAGGAGUAGAGAAAUAUGGGUCUCACAGAGGUCAUUCGCCAAGUUAGUCGGCGUUAGCCACAGAAGGCUGGCAUCAGUGAGAGAAGCAUACAGGUACAGGAAAACAAGCUGUGAAAAGCCUGCAAAAUGAAGAUUUUUAUUGAAGGGAAAAUUAUUGAAAGUACAAAGAGACAUCAUGUCAGAUAAUUCCUUAAGAGCAAAGCUAAAUUUCCAAAAGUCAUACAGAUCCGGAACUUUUAAAGUCCUGCACGGCUCAACAUAUCUGAUGCCAAAUUCUUCAGCUGUACAGCUGAAAGCAAUUUUGGUGGCUAUGACAACUUCCUGGACCGUGAAACUCCUCUGCUCACAGAGGAUACAUGAUCAGUGCUGGUUUUCUGUAAUACUAAGACAAAAAUGAAUGUUUUAAACUGAUUUUAAUAUGUGUGAAGGCUAUUUACAGACAAAUUCUGAGCCGCUAGUGUUGAACUUAAGAAUGUAAUCAUACAGUAGCACCUUUUAGCAAUGCUUGAAAUUGCWGCAGCCCGCUAAUAAUGCUUUGAACCAAAUAAUUAUUCCAUUUAGGAAAAAACAUAUGGAGGGGAUGGAAUUUGAGUAGACAAGCAGCUCAGACGAUGUAGAGUAUUUCUUUACUACCCACCAACCAUAGGCACAUUUAUCCUGUAUGAAAGUGGAGUAGAACUUAAGGUACAGGAAAAGACAGACUAUAGGGGAAAAAUGUCGGUACACUUCCACCCUCCCUUUAUUCAGGAAUUAGAAAAUGUUUACAGAUAUCUGUGUAUUUUUCUCUGCAAAAUUAUUGCCCUACAGGAAAAUGCAGGGAAAGACUCAGAAUGGCCAAGGCUUUAUUGCUAUAUUGAAUAUAUACACACAGAAAGGCUAACUUAUUUCUCAAGUAUCAAUUGACAGUGCUCUUGUGUAGCAAUURCUCUGGUUCAUGACAUUUUCAAAAGUUCUGCUGGGGACAGACUGCUCAGAAUGCUGUUUUGCUAUUUAUAAAAUAAUAAUUACAAAAAAAAAAACCCUCCCACAAAACUCCCAAAUCACUCUCUUUCAAAAAGAAAAUUACUGUAGAGAAUAAGAUCUAUACUGUUGGUACMAUACACAUCUUGUGAAGAAAGAAUAUUAAAAGGGGAGGAUUUACUAUUUACUUUUCCUUUGGUUUUGAGGUUUUUUUCUGGCUCAUUUUUUAAUCAAUAAACAGGUUCUUAAGGUAAAACUUCCUUCUCUCAGUGCCAGUCGGGAACAUUUACUGUAAUUACCCUUUCAAUCACUGACAUUUUGCUGGAGUCAUCCUAGUAGUUGAUGUAUUGUUACUUUUUCGUUACAUGUAGUCUUGCUCAGAGAAAGCAAGAAAGAAACUUCAGUUACAAUUACACAUCUUUGGCAAGCUGAGCCUCCCUGUCUUCUGCAGCUAUGAAGUUUGGUGGUGAAAAGAUGGUAACCCACAUGAGUCCUGCCCRAAUGAUUAAGGUAUUCAUUCUGCUUCUUUUUAAGAAGCUCGGUAAUCCUUGGAGUUACUCAGAGACUUCAUUCAGAAUAAAAUGAUGGGCACAGAACAGGUGGGAAAAAAAUUCAAUUGCAAAUAAAAGAUGGGCAUCAGAACAGGCGAGUUUACUGGCAUUUGUGAAUGAUAUUUAGGUUAGGAAAGGAUUAGAUUUGAUUUCAGCAGUAUGGGAUAUCAGAUGAGUGCUUUUAAGAUAUAUAAGCAGGCAGUCUACUGUAAUUUAUUUCAAGCUGGAUAUUCCUAGUGAUUUGGUAAGCAUGGAACCAAGGAUUGUUGGAAAAAAACUAAUAAUAAUGAAGUUCAUUAAUGAUUUGCACUGUGUUACCUGUUUAGAUCUUGCAGGUUUCUGUGUUUAUUGCCUUCYGCUUUUGUGCAAGGAAGGAUGGCUGAAGGUUCUUGAUGAAAYUUUCUUUUAUCACUGCCAGAAUUGCUGUAGAAUAUUUAUUGGCAAAGGAGCAAAAAUGAUCUUUGCAAUAUGGGRUAUAAGAGGGAUAGUUCCUAAUGCUGUGCUUUCACUUCAAGAGGUAUAAAGUGAUUGUUUAAAGUGAAAUCAUGUUCUUCAUGGCAUGGUCAUCUGCUUUUCUAGCAGUGYUUACUACUCUUGUAACAAUGGGUUUGAUAUUUUUAAAACUCUAAUUUAGAUAUAGCAUUAACAGUAAUAUCAAAGUGUCAGGCAGAUAGGUUCUCUCUCUCCCUUUGAAUUUAUAAUAUUUUUUUUCUGUUCAGUUGUUAUCAUAGUUCAUGUAAAUGCAUACCAAACCCCAAUCUUAAAAGUGAUGAGAGAACAUUUAAGAUUGCACUACUUUUUACCAGUCUACUAAAACUAGUGCAUUUUUUUUCAAUCCUCUUAAUUUUUUUAGCAUUUUCUGAAAGUUUCCAGGUGCACAGUUCUUCUGUGUAAUCAUUYGUAAUGCCACAGGCAGAAGAUCAGGCUGCAGGAGCAUGGAAAUUUCCAAAGAUUGCAAAAGUAAAUUUUUUUCUCAGCCUCUAAAAAAAGCAGUUGAAAUAUUUGAGGAGGUAGUUUUGUAAAAUUCAGAAAAGAGCUAUACAGCACUUAGAGCAUUAUAUUUUCAUAAGAUGAUCACAACUGCACAGUAUUUGCAAAUUGUGCAYUGAGGAUUUUCAAGAACUGUGUGGUGAAAACUGCAAUUUUGUAGUAAUUAUUGCAGAGCACUUGCAUUGGGAAAAGAGAAGCCGUUACUAGUUUCAUCAUUCUUACAGGGGUGUUGUAAACUUUUUGCUUUCCAUUUGGGAGGAAACUCAGCCCAGGCCUACAGUUGCUGAAGUCAGUAUUACAGCAUCUCUAUAAAUCUCUGGGUUUUGGCUCGUCCACUCCGUGAGCUAAUAGUGUCCUGUUUCUGGCAAAGGACUGGCUUUUGUAUUGCACUUUGUUGAGCUCCAGUUCAAUGAGAAGUAUAAAGUUUGCCUGAGUAGAUUUUCCAGAUGGGGUACCAGGCUCCUCAAGGCAUUGCAGAUGACAUACACAAUCCACUUGUAAAAAUUAGGCAAAGUUGUUUUCUAUUUUAAGUAGACAAAUUUCCUUGAAUACAUUUUGAAAAAAAAAUUUAUUCCAUGCCUUAAAAUAUUGGGGUGGAGGGAGAGAAGGGAAGACCAUUAUCUUCUGGGUUUUAUAAGAAGAAUUGUCAUUACUUUUUGAUUAUGAUGUAAAUGGAAUAGAGAAUCAUGAGAUCCAUCAAGCUGCAUAUUGCGUCUCAGGGAAUUUUAUACUGUAAGGUGUCUUGCUCUUCAUGGAAUGAAGUAACUUGAUAUUAAUUAUAUAGAUUGACACUCAAUAAAAUUAAAGGAAGUAGUGCAAAACUGCCCUAUUUUUUCUUCUGUCGUCUGUGUUCUGAAGGCUGUAGAAAACUGCUUUUUAAAGACAGUGAAUAUGUCUUCAUGUUUGUUUAAAAAUAAAAGUGGUUGAUUGUUCUCAAUGUAGUCAGACCAUCUGAGGUUAGACAUGAAACCUGGUUCUGCCAGGAGAAAAAUAUUUUCAUAGGAGAGGCUGUGCUGAGUUAUUUUCUAUAUGAAAAGGUGCAUUUAUUGAAGUUGGAUGUCUGUUGGAAAAAUGUCAUUUUAAACAAAAUCAAAAAACAAACUUUCAACCAACCGAUGGAGAAUUUGAAUGUGGUUUGAUUCUUUUUGCCCCCCUUAUAUUUCAGAAUGAGACUAUGUUUAUUUUGGUAUUCAGUAUGUAGUGCUACAUCUGCCUCUCUAUCUAUAGUUUUUUCAUAGUUGUUCAUCGCUGUCUUCAACUAAGCAGCAGAAGAUCAAGGGCUAAAAGCCCUUUUCCCUAAGCUUAUGUUAACACUAACUGCUGCACAAGUGAUGGCUUACCUCUCUCUUCAUUCAUUUUCUGUACAGCUCAGUGCCCAGCAUUGAGAAAGMAUUUCUGAAAAUUCCUGUCCAGCCAGGAUGGGGUUGGAGCUACAGUCCUUGYUUUUUCCCCCUAAGGUGAUUGAUAUUGUAUCCUCAUCACAUUUAACUUUUGUAACCAGAGCUUAAACUGACAGCUUKCUUACUUCUACUGAGGGGGAAAACAUUUUUAUUUCCUCAUUUUCCAGAUGAGACUGAACACUGGGAAGGAGAAACUGUUAUAAAUAUUUCUCUGACAAACAUUGGGUACCAUUUGUUCAAGCUUGUUUUCUGACUCUUAAGUGAGUUAUGACUGAUUAAACUCACACAGCUCUCUAUCCAACAGUCAUAUAAAAUGGUGUUUGCUUUAAAAGAGUAAAUAACCCUUUGUAGGGAGCACAGAGCUGACUCAAUCUAAAAUCUGUUGACGAGAACACAGUGACUUAAUGUGGAUUUAAGUGGUGUUUAACUAAAGAUAAAUCAGGAUCCAAGUAUAACAGCCUGUUUUUAAUCAGUAAAAAAAGUCAUUAUUUGAAUAACUUGCUUGUAACCAGCUUGGUUUAUGUAACCAACUCAGUUUAACAAUUUGUGUAAUUCUGUAUUUUCUACUGUGUGGUCAUUUUAAAAACUACCCCAGGCCAGAAUUUCUGUGCUUUGUGUUCUGCAGAUUUGUUUUUUAUGGUCUUCAGCUAAUUACUCAAGCAUAAUUUUGACACAAUGGCAGCUGUUCCUGACAGUCUCACCCUAAAGAGUAUCUGAGAAGAGUAAUUAGAAGCCCUUUUUUUUCCCCCCCCAGUUUUUCAGGAGUGCUUUGAGAGCUUCAGAGAUUUCUCGCUGCUGGUGGUAGGGUGCAUGAUAUGUUCAGGAAGCAUCCUGAAGCUAUGACCCCUUUUUAAUUGAAAAAUAUUCUUUAAAGGAGUACAUUUUUGAAUUUCUUCAAUGAUUUUAGAUCCUCAUAAUUGCAUGUUUUUAAUUUUUGCAGCAGAGUUAAAAUAGACUUUAUUUCAGGAAUG